AUGGGUGUCGCCGAAGGGGAUGCUGCGCAGGGAGCAGGGGUGCUCGUCGUCCCCGGAGACGGCCUCGUAGCCGGUUCGUGCACAGGGGGCUCUGAGGCGACGGUUCUUAACGGGGUCUUGCGGGCCACCGCAGUGUGCUACGCCGAAAACAAGGCCGGCGUUCUCAGCCUUUCCUCCCGUUUUGCACGCCUCUACACCCCGUAUGAGGGGGACUCGAUAGUGGGGGUGGUCAUAGAGAGGGCCAUUGAUGGAUAUCUUGUCGACAUACGGGCGGCGCUUCCUGCAUUUAUAGGCGCCACUGCAUUCAUUGGGGCGAGCCGUAAGAAUCCUGUCCUUUUGAAGCCCGGAGAUGCCAUCUAUGCGCGGGUCUCCAGCGCUCCCCUCGGCGCACAACCUCAGCUCACUUGCGCCCUUGAUGGCCAUAUGGCUCUCAACACCGUUUCGGCGCACGGACGGGUGGUGUACGGAACGCUGGCCAUGGGUGCCGAGGCGGGAUUGCUCUUUAAAAAACUGGCUAGAUUAAUUCCCUUCAAGGGCUUCGCAGGUCCGAACGGCCUGCUCUGGGUCACGGGAUCUACCCUCUAUGACUCUAUUACGGCGCAGCGUUGCCUAGAGGACCCGCUGGAGAUGGAUGCGAUCGCACAGGAGCGGGCUAACCUCAUCUCUCGCGCCAGCACCACAUAG
This is a messenger RNA of Giardia duodenalis, 684 nucleotides long. RefSeq names its product putative Exosome complex exonuclease. Lineage: Eukaryota; Fornicata; Diplomonadida; Hexamitidae. Bases 1 to 684 code for a protein of 227 amino acids. The transcript has a single exon. Gene Ontology annotation, cellular component: nuclear exosome (RNase complex); cytoplasmic exosome (RNase complex). Gene Ontology annotation, biological process: nuclear polyadenylation-dependent rRNA catabolic process; exonucleolytic trimming to generate mature 3'-end of 5.8S rRNA from tricistronic rRNA transcript (SSU-rRNA, 5.8S rRNA, LSU-rRNA); U4 snRNA 3'-end processing. Gene Ontology annotation, molecular function: RNA binding. The record is from RefSeq and is a predicted model, not a curated record.